Molecule: messenger RNA, 1101 nt
Organism: Purpureocillium lilacinum
Lineage: Eukaryota; Fungi; Ascomycota; Sordariomycetes; Hypocreales; Ophiocordycipitaceae
Molecular function (GO): 3'-5'-RNA exonuclease activity
Source: RefSeq, a predicted model, not a curated record
AUGUCGCGCACAGCCUUUGCCGCCCGCCGCCGUCAGGCACGCUCCUCUCGCGAGUUCCGCCUCCUCCUCCUCUCCGCAUUCCUCUUCUGCCUCCUCCUCUCCUGGUGCAGCAGCACGUACAGCCCACGUCCACGCCUCCAACGCGAGCCGCUGCCUGCCCGAAGUCGCCAGCGCCCUCCCGCGCAAGCCGCCCGAAUGAGAGUCGACCUCGACGACAGAUCCAUGGCCCAGGAGGCUCUUGCGUCGCCCGACAAGCCGACCAUGUCCUUGCGCCUCGUCACCUUCAACAUCCGCUUCGCCACCAAGCAUGACGAGCGCGCCGGUGGCGAGCGGCCCUGGAGCGUUCGCUGCCCUCGCCUGGGCGCCCAGCUGCGCUUCAUCACCGCCGGCCACGAUAGUCCCUUCAUCUGCCUCCAGGAGGCCCUGCACGCUCAGAUCGGCGACGUCCAGGACCAGCUCGGCCCCCAGUGGGCGCACAUUGGCCGCGGCCGUGGCGAGAACGAGACGGAUGGCGAAUUCUCCCCCGUCUUUUACCGCGCCGACGUCUGGAAGUGCGUCCGCAACGAGACGCGCUGGCUCAGCCCGACGCCCGAGAAGCCGUCCCGUGGCUGGGACGCCGCCCUCAACCGCAUUGUCACCAUGGGCGAGUUUGCCCACCGCACGUCGGGCACCCGCGCAAUCGUCAUGAGCACCCACUUUGACCACAUGGGCGUCAAGGCGCGCACAAACAGCGCCAAGCUGCUCAUCAAGUUCGCCAGGGAGUGGAGCCAGGCUGGCCACAGCCCGCCGUCUGUCGUCCUCGUCGGCGGCGACUUCAAUUCCUCGCCCCACGAGGAGGCUUACCAGGUCAUGACGGCGCGCGGAUCCGGAAUGCUCGACGUCGCCGAUCUUGUGCCUGAGGAGCGGCGAUACGGGAACCAUCUCACGUACACGAGCUUUGGUGAGCCCAACGAAACGCCCAGCCGCAUCGACUUCCUCUUCAUCCAGGAUCCGCAUACCGCUCGGGUCGACACUUUUGGUGUGCUGUCCAACAGCUUCGACGACCAGAUUCGCGUUUCGGACCACCGCGCCGUUGUCGCCGACUUCACUAUCAACGCCUAG